AUGUCUCCCGCGAAUGUAUACGCGACGGUGAACACGGCCUACAUCGAAGGCCAGGUGGAGAACGUAUUGGAACGACAGAAAGAGCUUUCUGCAAUGCAUCACCAAGUUCAGAAGAAACAAGAUCUGAAUUCGACCCCGGAAAGUUCCGAGCAGGAAGUGAAUCUAGUGCUUUCCACGAUCAAACUUCUUUACGACGACCUUGAUUUACCAGAUGCUCUGGCGAAGGAGAAACUGAUUAAGACGGGGAAACGCUUGCCAAAGCGGCUCGUCCCUCUGGGUCCGACUCUGAUAGUACCGACAGAUUGUUGCCCGGUAUCGUCGACAUUGACGCCAUUGGCUGGUGCAGUAGCAGCUGGAAGUCCAGCUGUUAUUUUGGCACCAAUGUCACCAGUCGUCCGUAAAGUUCUGGCGGAAAUCAUCCAUGAUAGUCUCGACCGCGAGGCUUUCAGAAUGGACUCGCACUAUGGAGAAAAGGGCACUAAGCUUAUCGAAAUCGACGCAACGCAUAUGCGCAAGUCCAUUCUUUCUGAGCUCCGAGACUUGUUGCUCGAAGGAAAUGAAUAUGUCAAAGGAAUCACGCUAGAUCGCGGCGAACGGACACUCAAUGCUCGACGAGAGCUGAUAGAGCUCCUCCGGUUGUCUCGCUACUACCCUCAGACCCUGUCAAUGCAGAGUCUCGAGCUACGAUUCAAAUACCUUUGUCGAUGCCAAAUGCCAGACCCGAAACUGGAAAGCAGUUUAGACUACAAGCGAGCAAGACUUACCAGCCUCGGGGACAACGGAUGUCUUUUUUCGAGCAAGGUUUAA
Messenger RNA from Rhinocladiella mackenziei CBS 650.93, 807 nucleotides. RefSeq lists its product as uncharacterized. NCBI's taxonomy places the organism in Eukaryota, Fungi, Ascomycota, Eurotiomycetes, Chaetothyriales, Herpotrichiellaceae. Gene Ontology annotation, molecular function: oxidoreductase activity. The transcript is spliced from 4 exons. The record is from RefSeq and is a predicted model, not a curated record. Bases 1 to 807 code for a protein of 268 amino acids.